AAAGAUCGUACCGUACCUACUUGUGCACGAAAGUAUUUUUAUUAUUUUAUUAGUUGCAUCAUGUGUUUGUCAUGACAUUACGAACAUUUCAGCGUUACUGUUAAUUUUCUGUAUCCGAAAUACUUUUUCCUCAAAAUAUUCCUUGUUGACUGUCAUAUGUCUUAAAUAAAUGAGUUAUCUUGGUACCUUUCGGCAUGUUUAGUACUCUCUGUAUCCAUCAAUGUCAGUUUAAGAAAAUUCACGCCGACCGCAGGGACUGGCCGCUGCAUCUUUCUCAGUGUGAGGGAGAGGGGGCGCCUUAGCGAGUUGAUCAGAAAGGUUGGUCUUGCGGGUGGUAGGGGGUGUCGUCCUGAGCGCUCGUGUUCCUUGCCUCAGUGCGCGACUGACUACGGUUGCAGCCACGCUGAGCUACUUCUCUCUUUACAGAUAUACGGCGACUUCUUCAGGGCAAGUCUGCAGCUGCAGCUGUCUCUUAGCUUCCGGAGAUGGCUUUCGACGACGUGCUCGUGCGGCUGGGGGUGUUCGGCAGGUACCAGAAGCGAGUAUACUUGCUCCUUUGUCUGCCUGCCAUUUCCUGCGCAUUACACAAGCUCGCCGGUGUCUUCUUGUUGGCAAAAGCAAAUCACAGGUGUCAACUACCCUGCGAAGAAACCAACGCCAGUUACCAACUGGACAACAGUGUAUGGAAUACAUCUUAUCCUUGGGAUUAUAAAGCAAAGACUUGGUCCUCCUGCUAUAGACUGGACGCUAAUUUUACGCCAGGGACAUGCAUGAGCGGGGGUGGGAACACCUCCAUGCCAUGUGACGGCGGAUGGGUGUAUGAUCGUUCCAAGUACCACAGUAGUGUGGUCACUGAGUGGAAUAUGGUAUGUGACGAUGCGUGGUUACGGGCUACAGCCGAUUCUCUGUUCAUGGUGGGUGUGCUGCUGGGGUCUAUUAUCUUCGGCGAUCUUUCAGACAGAUUCGGACGUCGACCAAUCUUUUUCAUAUCGCUAGUACUUCAGGUAAUCGGUGGCCUGGGAGCCGCCGUUAUGCCUGAAAAAAUUGGAUUUAUGUUGGCUCGAAUGCUCAUCGGCGCAACCACAUCUGGCGUUUUCCUGGUUGCCUACCUAUGGAAAUGGUGGGUCCUAGCAAACGGCUUGUGGCAGGUGUUGUAUGCCAGUUCUUUUUCACUACUGGUUACAUCCUUACAGCAGCGUUUGCAUACUUCAUCAAAGACUGGCGCUACCUACAAAUUGCACUAUCGCUGCCAGGAAUUUUAUUUCUUUGUUAUUGGUGAGUCAGCUCGUUGGCUUCUCACAAAGGGACACAAGGAAGAGGCAAAAGAAUUACUCCAACGUGUAGCAAAAGAAAAUAAUGUAACCAUUACUGAUGAUUUGCUAGAUGAGCUAUUGGAAUCUGAAGUUGCAACUGCAAAUGAAGAAGACUCAACACCAAAACCAUCGUUACUAGAUCUUAUGCGUCAUAGAAAUCUGCGACGCAAGUUUGUCAACAGUGGUACAUAUUAUGGUCUUUCUUGGAAUACUUCAAAUUUAGGUGGAAAUGAUUACAUAAAUUUUUUCAUCUCUGGGGCUGUGGAAAUACCAGCUUACAGUUUUCUGCUACUUACAUUAAAUCGUUGGGGCCGCAAAACCAUUUUAUGUGGUUGUAUGCUUCUUGGAGGAAUUUCCUUACUGCUUACUAUUGCAGUGCCAAGCAAUUCAGUGUGGUUAUUGAUAACAUUGGCUAUGGUGGGGAAAUUAGCCAUUACAGCAUCAUAUGGCACCAUAUAUGUGUUCACAGCUGAACAGUUUCCAACAGCAGACUAUUGGACACCUCUACCUCUGAUAAUAUUUGGAGCUCUUGCAUUUACUGGUGGAUUAUUGUCGUUGUUGCUGCCUGAAACCUUAGAUAAGAAAUUACCUGAUACUAUUGAAGAAGGAGAAAAAUUUGGAUUAGGGCAUGAUAAUCCAAUUGAACUACAAGAAGAUAUUGUAGAAAAUGGAAUUAGUGAAAAGGAAAAUGCAAUGAAACCAUCUCCUCAGAAGCAAUGACCAGAGGAUCUUCAGGGUACUCAGCAUUUACAUCUAAACAUGCACCAAAGAAUGGCAUCCAUCGGCCUUCGAUUCAAAAAAAAAUUUAAACAUCAUAUCAUCUGUACAUAUUUAUGACAUUAAAUUUACAUAUCAUUUUUUACCUAAAAAUGCAUUUUAUUUAAAAUUCUUAUAACC
Messenger RNA from Gryllus bimaculatus (two-spotted cricket), 2210 nucleotides. NCBI's taxonomy places the organism in Eukaryota, Metazoa, Arthropoda, Insecta, Orthoptera, Gryllidae. The record is from the annotation of a GenBank genome assembly.